Andrographis paniculata is the source of this 2831-nucleotide messenger RNA. RefSeq names its product vacuolar protein sorting-associated protein 9A-like. The record is from RefSeq and is a predicted model, not a curated record. NCBI's taxonomy places the organism in Eukaryota, Viridiplantae, Streptophyta, Magnoliopsida, Lamiales, Acanthaceae. Gene Ontology annotation, molecular function: small GTPase binding; guanyl-nucleotide exchange factor activity. Gene Ontology annotation, cellular component: endocytic vesicle; cytosol. Gene Ontology annotation, biological process: vesicle-mediated transport. Bases 541 to 1911 code for a protein of 456 amino acids. The transcript is spliced from 5 exons.
AAGGCGAAGUCCUCUGCCGCCGCCCGCUGGAAUAUCCAGAGAGUGAUUUUUUUUUCUUUUUCCUCUUUCUUUUUCAUUUUUCCACUCAUUGUCCGUCUGCUCGGGCGUCCAUUUAUCAAGGAAUCUUUUUUUUUUUGUUCUCAUCUCCUAUUUCAUUCUUUUUUGUUUCCGUCCUCAGCUGUUUCUGCCGGCGGUCGCCGGUGGCCAUCGCCACCGCUGCCGUUUCAGAUUUAUUUGGCCAAUUUUUUUCAGUGGCCAAAAAAAUAAAUAAAAUGUAACGUAGGGGGAGCAGUUUUAGGUUAUGUUUUGAAUAGUAAAUGUAACGUAAAUUCAUAGAUUUUUUUUAAAGUAAAAAAAUCCAGUAAAAAUGACAGAUUGAAUGCACCACCCCCUUGGAUAAGAGAAAUUGCUGUGGAGCUGUUAAAUCAGGCAAUAAUUAAAAAUUAAAUUAAGACCCCUCCGUCCGUCUUCACGAGUUGGUUGACUCUGAACCCAAACACAGCUGCUGUGAAUCCCAGCCGUCGGUUAGAUCCAUCGCCGAUGGAGAAUUCUGAUGUGUUCGGUUCGUCUACAGCGCCUUUGACGUGGCACGAUUUCCUCGAGAGGAUGCGCCAUCCUUCCGCAGCGGAUUUUGUCAAGGCCAUCAAGAGUUUCAUAGUGUCAUUUCUGAACAAUGCACCAGAUGCUGAAAGGGAUAGUGAAGCAGUGCAGGAGUUCCUUGGAAAUAUGGAAGCAGCAUUCAGGGCUCAUCCCCUUUGGGCAGGAUCUACAGAGGAGGAGUUGGAGAGUGCUGGUGAAGGACUGGAGAAAUAUGUCAUGACAAAGCUAUUCACUCGUGUAUUUGCUUCGAUUCCUGAAGAUGUUAAAGCCGAUGAGCAGCUUAAUGAAAAGAUGGCUUUGAUUCAGCAAUUUGUCCGGCCUGAGAAUUUGGAUAUUAAGCCAACCUAUCAAAAUGAAACAUCAUGGUUGCUUGCCCAAAAAGAGCUGCAAAAGAUUAACAUGUACAAGGCACCAAGGGACAAACUUGUUUGCAUUCUAAACUGUUGCAAAGUCAUUAAUAACCUAUUGCUGAAUGCAUCUCUUGCUUCUAGUGAAGAUCACCCUGGAGCUGAUGAAUUUCUCCCCGUUCUCAUAUAUGUAACCAUCAAGGCUAAUCCACCUCAACUUCACUCAAACCUUGCAUAUAUCCAAAGGUUUAGACUACAGACUCGGUUGGCUGGUGAGGCGGCGUACUUCUUCACAAACAUGCUCUCCGUAGAGUCUUUCAUUACAAAUAUUAAUGCAAAAGCUCUUUCUAUGGAUGAUUUGGAGUUUGAAAAGAACAUGGAAUCUGCUCAGGCACUUCUUUCUGGUCUGAGUGAAAGUUCUGAUAAUUUCUAUGGCCAGACAAAUCAAAAUUUUGAUCUUGCUACCAAGGCAGAGUCAGCGGAUCAUGCAGCAACGCAUCCUCAUCCUCAUGGUGAGUCAUCAGAAACCAAAUCCGUCAUGAGUGAGGAAUUAUAUGGGAAAAAUGAUGCAUCACUAGAUAAAGCUCCAUCAAUAACAGACCUAGAAAAUAAAGGUGCAGCUUUGCUGUUGAAGGAAGAAGAGGCUAAGCAAAUCUUUGUAGAUUUCCCAUACUUGUAUUCCAAGGCUGGCGAUCUGAUGGUUAGUGAUAUCGAUGAUCUGCUAAACAACUAUAGGCAACUGGUGAUCAAGUAUGUAUGUCUUGCAAGAGGUUUAGGUGUGGCAAUUCAAUAUCCGUCAUUCAGCACUCAGGUGCCAAAUUUUGAGCAACCUGAAAGUGAAGCUCCAAAGGAUUUGGAAAUAAGGAAAGAAGCUUAUCCUAAAAAUAGUAUGCAGAGGAACUCGGAGUUAAAUCUGGAGAACACCAAUUCACAUAAGCAGGAAGAAGCUUCCGAACAAGACUGAAGCUGACCAAGGGUAGGUAAAUUUUCUCUUUAAAUUUUACUACCAUCGUUUACAUGAUGCAAUGGAGAAAAAUGAACUCUUGGAUUGAUAUACUAGUUUCUAAAACUGGUUUUUGAAGUUCAUUUUUGCCCUCAAAUUAGGAUUAGCUGAGGUUUCUGUAAUCUAUUGAUGGAUAAUCUGAGGUAAAUGAAGAUAUGAGCAUGGAUGGAAAGAUCCAGGGUAAGUGAAGGUAUGAAUAUGUUAAACAUAUGUUGUGACUCAAGAAUGUAGCAUGCAAUUGGUUUUGAAUGACUAUUUAGUAUGAGUGAUUUAGAAUGGAAUGAUUUGUCUAAAGAGAGAGAGAGGAUUAGAUUAUGAAAUGAAUAAAGAAUAUGUUAGAUUAUGAAGUCUGAUUAAAGUCUCAAGUCUAGGAAUGAGGUUAAGGUAUUACCAGCGUGGGUGGGUAGGUCAGUUGUAGGCUUAGGAUUGCAAUUUUAUAAAUAUACAUAUAUAUAUAUAUUAACACUUUAUGAUCGUGUGCAUUGCAGUUUCUGUAGUAAAAUUUCUGGUUUGCUUUGAUAAAUAUAGAUGAGUUUGAACUGAAUAACUAAAUUUCAUGUUCCUCAUUGUUGCAUUCUAUUCGGGUUCCUAUUUAUGUUAACAAAGAAAUAUGUUGGAGUUGGUUCUUGGUUCAGAGAGAGAGAGAGAGACCCCUUGUUGUUAAAGACAAGCAGAGCAGGCAGGCAGGCUUGAAGCACAAGAAAACUAGAGGUGUGUAAGAGUAGUACUAAUAAUAAUAAGAUAUAUGUGGGGUUGAGUUGAGUUGCUUUUAUUCUUGCCUUUCUGUGUCGGCAUGCCAAGCUUCGACUAUGUGUAAAUGUAAAUAAUUAUUGUUGUGUUUCGGCUUUUUUAAAUAAUUGCUGCUGAGAUUUUCAUUUUCA